Molecule: messenger RNA, 2472 nt
Organism: Neohortaea acidophila
Lineage: Eukaryota; Fungi; Ascomycota; Dothideomycetes; Mycosphaerellales; Teratosphaeriaceae
Product: Cullin repeat-like-containing domain protein
Exons: 1
Coding region: 379-2283 (634 amino acids)
Biological process (GO): exocytosis
Cellular component (GO): exocyst
Molecular function (GO): phosphatidylinositol-4,5-bisphosphate binding
Source: RefSeq, a predicted model, not a curated record
GGGUACUUCAGCCACACACGCCGCGCGACGUCAUGUGGACGGCUUGGAAUCGGCGUGGAGCGGCAGCGGAGUAAGCACCGAGCAUUGGAUGAUGGCACAUAAACUGGGCAGGAGCUGUGCUGGUAGAAUGCAUCAUUCGGGACAGCAAAGAGGCUUCCCACCACAUGCAGGGGAAAGACUGGUAGAUUUGCAUGUGAAAGGCAUGGCCGUUGGAGUGUGGCACACCUUCCCGUUGCGGCCCGACGAGCGCUGUCAGUCAAGCCACCGCUAAGCUUCGCCCGUCUCGACCUCACCACAUCCACACACGACACCUCUGUUACCCUUCUCACACCACCUGCGCGGGCCCUCCAAUCUCAAUAGACCCGGCCCACUUGGGCAAUGGCCACGACCAUGCCAGCCCCACGCCGCGCUGCCUUCGCCGAGGAGGCAGCCGAGGUGGAGGUGCUGCACGCCAAUCUCGACAAGCUCAAGUCGCUCUCCCGGAAGAUCCAGGGCUCCAUGUCGCGCCUCGAAGUCAGUGGGCGCACGGUGCAAGAGGCCAUUGGCCCGGUGUAUGGGAACACACAGAAGCUGCAGACCAUGAACGCCAACGUCGACCGGCUGCUGGAGGCCAUCGAGAGGGCGCGAGAGCCCUUCGACAUGACAAAGUCCGAGGAGCGCAUCCUCAGGAGUCGCCCGGAGCGCGUCGGCCUGGCCGAAUACAUCUCCAGUAUGGACCGCACAAAUCAGGCGCUGCGGGAGCUCAAGAACUCCAACAUGCGCUCCAACCAGCAAGCAAUCUCCGAGCUGACCGGCUUACUGCAACUCGGCACCCAGAGUUUGGAGGAGGCCUUCAGGGAGACAUGCCGGCGGGAUUGCCAGCCCAUCGAACCGCUGGGUUUCAUUAUGAAGGGCGCUCAAUUUCCCCGUUUGCCUUCGAACAAGACCACCCAGCUUCGCACCAUCAACGCCCAGGUGUACAGCUACGCUUCGCAAGCAUCGCCCAAUGAGCUGUCUCCCACCGCCAAGGUCUACACGCACGAGCGGGGACAGUACAUGACUCUGUCCCUGCAAAACCUCGCAGCCGCUUCGCUCUCCACUGCGCGCAAGAUGGGAAGCGCAGACGCCAUCUACAAGAAGGGCAGCAACGGGGUUGGCACAUAUGCUCAUGGCAUCCUCGGCAUGUAUUUGGCCGAGUACGACAACGUCUGUCAGAUCUUCCAUCGCAAUGAAUGGCGGCCCGUGUUUGCUGCGACAUGUCAAGCGUCUCUGGCCGUCUUCUCGUCCACCUUACGAGACCUUGACAACCACGUCAAGUCGAACAUCGUGACCGACUGCUAUCUGGCGUAUGAAAUCGUCGACGUGGUCUCAAACACUUCUUUCGAACUCGAGAAUCGGACGGGAGAGCUGAAGCAGGCCAUGAUUGAGGCCCUUCGGCCGGUGCGAGAAACGGCAAAGACCUCGCUCUCCACCCUCCUCAAUGAGGUACGGUCUCGAAUCCAGCAAAUGCAAACUCUUCCUCAGGAUGGCAACACCGUGCCGAUCACGGCAGAAGUGAUGCAGCGGUUGCAAAUCAUGUCCACCUACCUCUCGCCCAUCAGCAGCAUCAUGCGCAGCCUGGGUGCUGGUGGCUGGUCGGCUCCAUCCUCAGGCACUUCGGCUGCAUCGAUCCCCACAUUGAAAUCUUUUGACGUUGGAGCGGACGGGAAACUGUUGUUUUCUGCCUACUGCACCGACACCAUGGAUACACUACUAUCCAAUCUGGAAUCGAGGAGCAAAGUGCUGUUGAAAGGCAAGAGCGUGCAAGGAGUCUUCCUCGCCAACAACGUGGCGGUGGUCGAUCGGAUGAUCAAGUCGUCCGAGCUCAGCUCUCUCCUCUACGACUACCAGCCCAAGAUCGACGGGUGGAAGAAGAAGGCGUCACAACUCUACACGGAUGCGUGGAAGGAGACAUCCAUCCACCUGCUCGAUGUGCAAUACACCAGCAAGCAGCCGCGCCCGCCUUCAACAGGGCAGGGAGUGGACUCGGCAGCGGUCGUGAAGUCGAUGUCCGGCAAAGACAAGGACGGCAUCAAGGAAAAGUUCCGCAACUUCAAUCUCAGCUUCGACGAGCUGGUGACGAAGCACAAGAGCUUCAAGAUGGAGGCGGAGGUGCGACGGCAGUUUGGCAAGGACGUGCAGACCUUCAUCGAGCCCCUGUACACGCGCUUCUGGGAGAGGUAUCAUGAGGUGGACAAGGGCAAGGGCAAGUACGUCAAGUAUGACAAGACUCAGCUGAGCAGUCUUCUGGCUUCGCUGUCGUGAACAAGGCAGCCAUGCAGCGCUUGUAGUCUUUUGGCGAGGAGUUGGGAGGGCAUAGCGUAUUGGGAAAGUUAUGAUAGCAGCUGUCUCUGUGUUAACACGGCGUAUGAAAGGCGCAAGAAGCGUCAGCUUUACGCGCGGACGCACGUGAGGGGGUGGAUCGAAGCUUUCCGUAAUGUUUGGUUCUCGCCC